Lathyrus oleraceus (garden pea) is the source of this 1151-nucleotide messenger RNA. RefSeq names its product cell number regulator 6. The record is from RefSeq and is a predicted model, not a curated record. Bases 119 to 928 code for a protein of 269 amino acids. The transcript is spliced from 6 exons. Lineage: Eukaryota; Viridiplantae; Streptophyta; Magnoliopsida; Fabales; Fabaceae.
AUGUAAAUAGGCAUAAGUAAAAGCAAAAGGGUGAUUGACAUUAUAGUUGACUCUUACUGCACACUUUGCUUCCUUCGUCUGUCUUCGGGAUUUCUUUACUUUUCUUUCUCAUUUCUCAAUGGAAGAAAACAAUCAAUCACGUUACGUCAAGUUAUCUAAAAAUCAAACCACCGUCGAAGAUAUCAUCCCCGGUGAACUCAAUCAACCAAUUGAGGUUCCUCAGGCACAGGACACAGUCAAGUUUAUUGAUUAUCGGAGUAUUGAAGAGUACCCGUUUUGCUCCUUUUUGCCUGCCAGCUUGUGUUUGUUGGCUGUUCGCAAGUGCCCUGAAUGUAGACAGCCAUUACCUGAAAGUUAUGCUCCUCCUGCUGAUGAACCUUGGAUGACUGGUAUCUUUGGAUGUGUAGAGGACCGAGAAAGUUGCUUGACUGGACUGUUCUGUCCCUGUGUAUUAUUUGGACGCAAUGUAGAGAGCUUGAGGGACGGCACUCCUUGGACUAGGCCGUGUAUUUGUCAUGCCAUUUUUGUCGAAGGCGGCAUUUCUUUGGCUUUAGCAACUGUCAUUGCAACCUCCUUCUUUUCUGGCAUUGACCCGGGGACAACAUGCCUCAUUUGUGAGGGUUUAUUUUUUACGUGGUGGAUGUGUGGCAUUCACACUGGUCAAGUUCGGCAAACCUUACAGAAGAAAUAUCACUUGAAGAAUUCACCUUGUAAUGCAUGCUGUGUGCACUGCUGCUUGCACUGGUGCGCCUUGUGUCAGGAGCACAGGGAGAUGAAGGGAAGGCUCUCGGACAAUAAUUUUUCAGAAAUGACCAUUGUAAACCCUCCUCCCAUUCAAGAGAUGAAGUCUACUGACGAAAAGGAAAAUCCUGAGACAUCUUCGGCUAACAACAAUGAACACAUUACUUUGGAGAUGCAGGCUAUAUAAACCACUGUUAAUACUUAAUAGUGACAGAGAGAGAAAAUAAUUUUCCCUUAGACCUUUGAAUUCAAACUCAUCAUGUUAAUACUUAAUGAUGAUUUGGCUUCAGUACUUCAUGUUGCAUUAGACAUGUAAGUCACAUUUACACACAACUCAUCGUGUCUGUUUUAUGAAGCAAAUUUUAUGGAAUCCUCAUUUUUUUAAUUUAUCAUCGGGCUUCAAACUUUGA